CGGGGACUAGACGACAGUCCUAACUUACUUCAACUGGCGCCUUUUUUCCCUACCUCGAUAAAAAUUUCUCGCAUUCCAGUCGGGAAUCCCAGAUGACACGAGGAUUUUCAACAUCGUUUGGAGAACCUCUAAGCGAUCUGUCGAAGAAAUAUGUGAGGGAAGUGCGAUCCAAGAUAACGCAGCCAAUCAGUUCAACAUUCGAUACUGACUUCAACAUCUUUCGCUUCAUAAUGUCAGCAGAAAGGGGGCAUCGAAAGGAGAAGGACAUUAUAGAAGCAGCCGCAGGCGCACUGAAUAAUCAUCUACGGAUUCGAAAAGCGCUCGAUCUAGAUAAUGAACCAAUUAGGACAUUCGAUGAAAAUCCCAUCUUUCAAAAAAGACUCAUGCCCAAAGGAGAGAUUCUCAAUGUAACUGAUAAUAAGAAUCGACUUCUAUGGUUCAUAGAAUAUGCAACUAUAUCUGUGGAGGGCAUAGCAUGUGCACUUCAAAGCUCACAGGUAUGCAAGUAUCAGUUUUGGCAGUUCGAAUAUAUGCUUCACAGAGUGAUGGAACAGGAGAAAACCAGCGGACGACUCAGUUCCAUCCGACAUAUCAUUGACAUGACGGGUUAUGAGAUAAAUCCGUUCACAAUGGUGUUCAUAAGCAGUGGAACUCUAGCAUACUAUUCCCAGCUUUUUCAUUAUGAAAACUAUCCAGAACUGGUCACACCGAUAGACAUGGUGAACAUUGCAAAAUGGAUACACGUUCCCUAUAAACUUGCGAAAGCAAUGAUGCCUGCGGGAUUCACAGAUAGAUUUCGAUUGCAUGAUGGCAACUUUUUGAAAGACCUCACUGAGGAUAUAAGCCUAGAGCAUAUACCGACUACACUCGGCGGAAAGCAGGAUAGCAUAGUAUGCAUCGGUGCAGGCAAGCCGGGCCAAAUGGUACCACCCACUCUUCCUCAGGAAAUUCACGGUCAUUUGGAGUGCUUUCACAUUCCGGCGAGAGGCCGGCGCCAAAUCGUUGCUGAGGUUACUGAACCAACAACUCUGAGUUGGUACUUCCGAACUGAUGGAGAUGUAUUUUUCGGCGUAUUUUUUGAAGCGCAGGGCACACCAGUGAACAGCCAUCCCAAUUUUGAUACAAUGGAAAUGGUCUAUCCCUGGUUGAAGCUGACCGCUAAACAAGUUCACGAGAGGGACUCUAUAAGAUGUGAGAGAAGUGGCAGAUAUUAUGUCGUACUUUGCAACAUGCACUCGUGGCUCUCUCGUCGUAAAGUGGACAUAUGUACAUACGUGACAGACAAGGACGGGACAUCAAAACGACUACAUUCCGAUGGAAUUUUGACGCUUGUUCCCACACAAGUCAUACAUCAAAUGCGCCAAUGA
Messenger RNA from Cylicocyclus nassatus, 1367 nucleotides. The record is from the annotation of a GenBank genome assembly. NCBI's taxonomy places the organism in Eukaryota, Metazoa, Nematoda, Chromadorea, Rhabditida, Strongylidae.